This is a messenger RNA of Eimeria maxima, 1878 nucleotides long. RefSeq lists its product as hypothetical. The record is from RefSeq and is a predicted model, not a curated record. Lineage: Eukaryota; Apicomplexa; Conoidasida; Eucoccidiorida; Eimeriidae. Bases 1 to 1878 code for a protein of 625 amino acids. The transcript is spliced from 2 exons.
AUGUCUGAUAGCGUCUCUCGCUUAAUAACAACAAGGGCCUCCUUGCCAUCUCCCUCUUCUCCUCCUUUAGGUUUGCUGCUGGGAUCGAUCGAUCCCAGCAGCAGCAGCAGCAGCAAACCCUCAGGGGGGGGCCCUAAAGGAAAGAAUGCAGGGGCCCCCCUGCAUGCGUUGCUAUGGGCCCCCCUUGCCUCUCUUUCUUCAGAUCCGCAGCUGGAGGAAGGAGAAGAUGUGUUUACCUUCCUGCAGCAGCUGCAGCAGCAGCAGCAGCAGCAGCAGCAGCAGCAGGAGAUAGUAGAGAGACUUAUUAGACAGGCCUCCCUUUGCUGCUCUCAUCAUCUUGUGGGGGGCCUCUCGGUCUUAGGUGUAUGGGCUCGUGUAGGUGCUGCUGCAGGGCAGCAGCAGCAGCAGCAACUGCAGCAGCAGCAGCAGAAGCUGCAGGAGAAGCUGCAGCUGCGCCGUGUUGCUGCUGCUGUAGCGGAGGGGGCCCUUCAGGGUUUAAAUGCUGUUGAUGAGGCUGCUGCUGCUGCUGCGAUGCAGCAGCAGCAGAACGAUGGUGGAAAGAGCAGCAGCAGCAGCAGCAAAAAUGCACUGAAGCAGCCAUUCCUGCUUGUGCUGCUGCAGCAGCAGCAACAGCAGCAGCAGCAGCAGCAAGACACCUCCGUAUACUUCUCCUGCCUAAGCGGCAGCACGGGGCCCUCGUCUCUUGUAGCAGCAGAGGUGUAUCCUCUACAGCAGCAAAAGGGUACCCAACAGCAGCAGCAGCAACAGCAGCAGCAGCAGCAGUUGCAGGUGUGCUGCAGUCCUAUAAGCCUGAACAUGACGCUGCUGCUGCCUCCGUCUCUACUAAAGCAGCAAACAGCAGCAGAAGUGUUUGCUGCACCUGAGCUGCGGGGGGCCCUUAGGGGGGCCCUCCGUUCCUUAGUGGGUACAGAAGGUACAGCAGCAGAUAUAAUAGAGGGGGCCCCCCUCCCCUUUUAUUGCUCCCUUCGUCAUAUAGAGGACCCAUUAGAUUCUUCUUGUAAGGGGAGGGGCCUCAUCUGUGACCAAGGAAUGACUGUUGCUGCUGCUGCUGCUGCUGCUGCAGAAGCAGCAGGAACAGCAGCAGCAGCAGCAGGCUGCAUGCAAGCGCUGCAGAUAGAAAUUAUGUCUGAAGGUGUCCCUUCUUUGUGUCUGCGUUUUGAGGAAGAUGGAUCUGUUGCUGUUGCUGCUGCUGCUGCAGAUGCUGCAGCUGCUGCUGCUGCUGCAGGGGAAGGAACACUGCUGCUGCAGCAGGAUGCAGCAAGUGCUGCAUUUGCUGCAGUUCGCUGCAGCACAAUUCUUUUAGGUGUAUCUAUUAAUCAUAAGACACAAACAUUAAGAGCAGCAAUAGAGGCCCUUGUUGCUGAUUGGGUAAGAGGGGCAUUGGGGUGUAUAGGCAGCUCAUUAGAGGAUAUAUGGGAAACAGCAGAUGCUUCUCCUGCAGCAGCAGCAGCAGCUGCUGCUGCUGCGGUGUCUGUGGCACCGCUGCAGCAAAGGCAGCUACUGACACUGCAGGGGGACCCGAUGUUGCUGCAGCAACAGCAGCAAGCUCAUGGUGCUCCUGUGGUACUAGCAGAGCUUGCUGCUGCUCCUGCUGCAGCAGCAGCAGCAGCAGGAGAUGAAGAAGAAAGCAGCAACGAAAGAGUACGCAUUGAAUUCCUUUUUGGUCAGGAAGGAAGAUGGCAAGUGCUGCAGGGUCUAUCUGUCUUUGGUUCCCCUGCUGCAGCAGUAACAGCAGCAGCAGCAGCAGAUACAGCAGCAGGUAGCAACACCUCGCAGCAACAACUGCAGCAGCAGCAGCAACUGCAGCAGCAGCAGCAGCAGGAAGCAGAGUAUUGGAGGACUCUUAUAGACUUCUAG